AUGAAUCAAAUCAAACGAGAAUUACGUUUUAAUCGAUUUUAUUAUAAAACUAUAACAUUCGCGCGAGAUAAGGUGGAUACUGAUGUACAAACUACUUCGAUUGAAAAUUUAUCAAAUGAAAUGUUCUACGAAAUAUUCGAUUAUCUUGAUGGUUGUGACGUCUAUCAUGCAUUUUUAAAUCUUAAUCAACGUUUUCAACAACUUGUUAAAUCUUCAUCUUAUCUACUUAAAAUUAAAUUUCAUUUCAGACUGUCAAAAAAACAACAUAUGAAUAAAUGGAAACAAUUUAUACUUUUAAAUAAACCACAAAUAUUUUCGAUUUAUGUGUGUCUUCCAUUUCGUAUGAAUCAACUUUGUACAGAGUUUACUAUCAACUCAACAUUUUCUCGUCUCGAAUCACUUGUUCUUCAGAAAAUUCAUUCAGACCAAAUUAUAUCACUUCUUAUCGAGUUACCUUGUCUACCACGUCUUUUUUCAUUAACUAUCGACUUAUCGGAUCAUUUAGAAGAUCUAACGAAUAUUUAUCGAAUCGUUUUCACAUUACCAUUGUUAAAAUAUUUUAAAUUCACAAAACGUUGCGGAGAUACAUCGACUUCAUUGUCACCGCCUAUUCAUAAACAAUUUAGUACUAUUGAAUAUAUGGAUAUAUAUCAUUUUUGUACUUUCGAACAGCUUUAG
This is a messenger RNA of Adineta steineri, 678 nucleotides long. The record is from the annotation of a GenBank genome assembly. Lineage: Eukaryota; Metazoa; Rotifera; Eurotatoria; Adinetida; Adinetidae.